AUGGAUUUCCCAAGAUUUGAUGGUGACAAUCCUCAAGGUUGGAUUCAGAAAGAUGAGUGCUACUUUCAACUACAUGAGAUUGAGGAACAUAAAAAGGUUGAUAUUGCUGCAAUCUACCUUGAAGAUGAGUAUUAUGAGGAGUUUGAAUCACUCAAGGCAUUGAUGCUAAAAAUGAAUCCAUCCCUUAGUGAAACUUACUUCAUUAUGAGUUUCUUAAGUGGCUUAAAAGAUGAAAUAGGUAAAUCUGUUUCUAUGUUUCACCCUCAAACUCUAUCAGAUGCUUUUUCUCUAUCUAGACUACAAGAACAAAAUCUAGCUCUAACAGCUGCUGCCACCAAACUAUUUACAAAGUCCUUCACUAGUCCAUUUACUUCAACUAGACAGUAUCCUUUUACAUCAUUUGUACCCAAACCAAUUCUAACUUCCCCAAAAUCUGCACCCACCACUCCCAAGUCCAUUUUCACCCCUAUACCAAAAUCCAAUCCACAACCCCCUAUACCUAAAAGACUUUCUCAAGAGAACAUGGAAAAAAUAAGAGCUCAGAGACUAUGCUACAAUUGUGAUGUUGUUUAUAGACCUAGACACUUUUAUAAGGGCAAAAAGAAGAUUUACAUGCUCCAAAUGGACACUUCUGAGUCUGCAGAUACUGAGGAAGAAGAAGAAAUAUUUGAAGAAGCCAAUAAAUCUCCAGGACAUUUGAUCUCCACCAGUUUCAUUGAUAACAAGCUAACAACUUCUCUCAGGUGCCACAUUGAACCAACUGCUGCUAUGAUGGUCACAGUUGCUAAUGGUGACAGGACAGGGCAUACAUUUAUGGAAGAUAUCAGAAUUCAGCCACUUGGAGGCUGUGACAUAGUUCUUGGAGCUGACUGGCUCAAAACUUUAGGUGAUGUACUCUUCAAUUUCUCUAAAUUAAGCAUUUCUUUUAAACACAAAAAUAAUAAGAUCACACUACAAGGGAGCUCUCCAAAACCUUCAGUGUCUAUGAUCAGUGGUGCUGCACUUAAGAAGUUCCUCUCUCCAACCUCUCAUGGCUUGGUGGGUCAUUUUUACUCAAUCUUAACAAAUACUGCACCACCCACUCCUGAAAUAUUACAUCCAUUAUUACAAGAAUUCACAGACAUAUUUCAUGAACCUACUCAACAACCACCCAAAAGAAGCUUGGAUCAUAACAUUCCCUUAAAUCCCAAUUCCACGCCUAUUAACCAACGAGCUUACAAAUGCCCAUAUGUUCAAAAGGAAGUAGUUGAGAAUAUUGUCACAGAAACGCUUCACUCUAGCAUCAUUCAGCCAAGUCAUAGCCCUUUUGCUUCACCUAUACUUUUGGUCAAGAAAAAAGUUAAUUCUUGGAGAUUUUGUGUGGAUUAUAGAAAACUCAAUAACAUCACAAUCAAGGAAAACUUUCUCAUUCCCAUUGUUGAUGAACUAUUAGAUGAGAUCAAAGGAUUCAAAUUCCUCUCCAAAAUUGAUCUUAGAGCUGGUUACCACCAGAUCAGGGUAAAUGAUUUGGACAUAUUCAAGACAGCCUUUAGAACCCAUCAAGGUCACUAUGAUUUCAAGGUGAUGUCAUUUGGCCUCAUAAAUGCCCCUACUACAUUCCAGGCUUUAAUGAAUGACAUAUUCCAACCAUUUUUGAGAAAAUUUGUAUUGGUCUUCUUUGAUGACAUUCUCAUUUACAUCUCUAGCAUGGAAGAACACUUAGAGCAUCUCAAAAUUGUUUUCUCCUUGCUCAGACAUCAUCAUCUUUUUACAAAAAUGUCCAAAUGCAGCUUUGGUCAGUCCUCCCUGGAGUAUCUGGGUCAUAUUAUUACACCUGAAGGAGUCUGUGCUGAUCUUAGUAAGAUUUCCCGCAUGCUAUCUUGGCCAUUAUCCAAAACUAUCAAGGAGUUGAGAGGAUUUUGGGACUCACUGGCUACUGCAGAAAAUUUGUGCAAGGGUAUGACUCUAUUAACAAACCGUUAA
Papaver somniferum (opium poppy) is the source of this 1962-nucleotide messenger RNA. RefSeq lists its product as uncharacterized. The record is from RefSeq and is a predicted model, not a curated record. The transcript is spliced from 4 exons. Lineage: Eukaryota; Viridiplantae; Streptophyta; Magnoliopsida; Ranunculales; Papaveraceae. Bases 1 to 1962 code for a protein of 653 amino acids.